Messenger RNA from Neurospora hispaniola, 2325 nucleotides. Its product is annotated as heterokaryon incompatibility protein-domain-containing protein. The record is from RefSeq and is a predicted model, not a curated record. The transcript has a single exon. Bases 1 to 2325 code for a protein of 774 amino acids. NCBI's taxonomy places the organism in Eukaryota, Fungi, Ascomycota, Sordariomycetes, Sordariales, Sordariaceae.
AUGGAGACACCCACACCAGCGACCUACUACUGGGUACAACGCCUUGGCCGUCGUCUCUACGGUCGGAAGAGCCAGCUGUUAGACUCUUGUCGGUCCCGCCAUUGUACCAGCACGCAAGAAGCACAUUAUCAACACCAUGCCUACCAUCGCGUUCCAUCACCACACGCACAAGAUCUACUACGCGUCAAGACCAACGGACAUGGCCAACUACAGUGCCGCGGAUGUGACCAGAUUACUUACCUCCUUCGCUGGGCAGAGGCUGAGCGGAGGAAGGACCCAAACCACAAGGGCAUCUCUCCCAAGCGCAUUGUCCACAACAGCUACGUCGAGCUCGAUCUGUGCGCAAGGAUUUCCAACUGCGACGCCUGCCAAAUUGUCCGCCGUGCUCUCCUAUUAGAUCAGAUCACCGGCCGGGAUGCUGAACGCUUACGACACACGGAUAACCAGUGGCCAGUCCAGGUAGCUCUAGACAUACGGCCUGGAGGCGACAGUCUCCAGGUUACCAUUGAGAAAGGAUCCGGGAUUCCUUUAUUUUCUGCAACGGUCGUCCUCAGUCAGAAGCCAUGCCUUGCUGUCGGAAAGAAGACCAAAGCACCUUCCGCAGCCUCCAGGCUUCGGCCCAACUUUGAAGAGCUACGUCAAGUCGUCAGCAACUGUCAUAACAACCACCAGUGCUCGUCUCGAUACCGUUGGAACAGCAGGAAUCCGUCGUGGCUGCUGGAGAUUCUAGGCGACGGAAACGUCCGAGUGGUCCCGGGUCCUGAUCAUUUGGUUCCCUAUGUCGUCCUCAGCUACUCUUGGGGAGAUCCCACCACAAUGCCGGCGGAAGAGUGGGCCAGGAUCAAGGGUGCCUCUACCAAAACAGUCAAUGGCGUGCCCGCACCAGAACGCACAAAUCCAUUUCCUCGAUCGAUUUUGCCAGAAACCAUGCAAGAUGCCAUCGCUAUCACCCAGGAACUGGAUUUCAAGUACAUUUGGAUCGACAAUGUAUGUAUCCCCAAAGGCACCGAUUGGGACACCGAGGCUUCCCUGAUGCACGAAGUCUACGGGAACGCCGCAUUUACCCUGCUGGCCUCUUCGAGCACAAAAGCAACCGAACCCAUGUUAUACGACCGUCUUGCGUGGCUACAAGAACCGAAGCCCUGUAAACUGCGGAACCACUUCCUCUAUAACACGCAAAAACCCCUCCACGAAGUCCGCCUCGACCCUCCAGCAUCGCAGCGUGCCUGGACCCUCCAAGAAGAGCGUCUUUCUCCCAGAAUUCUCUACUGGACCGGUCAACGCUGGUAUUGGUCCUGCCCCGAGCACCAAACCGUCGAGUCUUCGCCCCUUGACCUCCCUUCGCCUGCUUGUACCUCAGAGGACCAAUCAUGGAGUCCACCACAACGGUUCCUUGAUGUCUGUCGUAUUGGUGACUUCCAGAGCAUUGAUCAGGAAUGGCUCGAUAUUGUUGAAGCCUACACGCGGCGCGACCUCGCGCACUCUGCCGAUCGUUUCCUUGCCAUAUCGGGCCUGGCCGUCCGGUUUCUUGAAGCCAAGAUGGACGGAGGUGAUAAAACACGUGUCGGCGAGCAAUACUUGGCAGGGUUGUGGCGAGAAGAUCUAGCUAGACACUUGUCGUGGUCGGUUGCAAGCGCUGUGGAUUCAAAGGGGAGUCAUCAAGACGUUGCGCCAUCAUGGUCGUGGGCUUCAUUGCCGCUAUGCGUCAACACAAAAAUGAGACAUGCAUUUAGGCAGUCGCCACACUUUCAGUUCUUGGGAGUCCGUCAAUUCAGUUUUGACCACACCGCCGUAAUGCCAACCGCCACCCUUAACCAGCAAGUCAUCACCGACCCUCGCCUUCGCAGUAAGUUGGUUGAGCAACAAGGCCGCACUGUCAAGCAGAUCGAGAUAAAGGGUCGCUUCCGCCGCUUCAUUUCCGAAAGCUCGUGCGCCGUAUCGUGGGAAGCCAUCGAAUGGAAACGCGGUGAUCGCGUCGGCUUCAACUUUGAAGAGUUUCCCGGCCGCGAUCUACAUUCGAGGAACCACGAUGAUGGUCGCAUAGUCUCCAAAGACGCCCAUGGUGGGGAGGUGGUGGGGCAGCUGGAUUAUCUCGUUCCGCCUUCUGGCGCUUACUUGGCGAAUAAAAAGAGUGACAGUGUGGCUUUGGCAGACGGGGAGGAAACGGAGCUCAUGUGCCUUGAGCUCGGAGAGUUGGCGAUGUUGUUGCUUCAAAGAAAUCCCGGAUCCGCAGAUACUUGGAGGAGAGUAGGUGUUUGUAUUGGUUACGAACAGAGGAAAGGUUUCUUUUAUGGUUGUGAAAGUAAGACACUUAUCCUGGCUUGA